Messenger RNA from Penicillium nucicola, 4131 nucleotides. Its product is annotated as putative RNA helicase/RNAse III. Gene Ontology annotation, biological process: siRNA processing. The transcript is spliced from 7 exons. The record is from RefSeq and is a predicted model, not a curated record. Bases 1 to 4131 code for a protein of 1376 amino acids. Gene Ontology annotation, cellular component: cytoplasm; RISC complex; nucleus. Gene Ontology annotation, molecular function: ATP binding; ribonuclease III activity; RNA binding. Lineage: Eukaryota; Fungi; Ascomycota; Eurotiomycetes; Eurotiales; Aspergillaceae.
AUGGCCUCAGUGGCCGUGAGUGGUAGCGUUGCCUACCGGCCUCGCGAAUAUCAGCUCGAGAUGCUUGCAGCUAGCCGCAAAGAGAACAUCAUUGUCGCAAUGGACACUGGAAGUGGAAAGACUCACAUUGCUAUUCUGCGUAUGCUCGUUGAGCUUGAAAGCUGCUCUCCGGACAAGAGAAUCUGGUUUCUAGUCCCCACAGUGGCAUUGGCGCUUCAGCAACAUGAGGUUAUUAGUCGACAGCUUGUAUCCGUCAAGACGAAAGUUUUAACUGGCCUUGACAAUGUGGAAUUAUGGACCGAGCAGAUGAUUUGGGAUGAAGUUCUCAAGGAAGCCCGAGUGGUUGUCGCUACACAUGCCAUUCUUGCAGAUGCUCUUACCCAUGGCUUUGUUAGGAUGUCUCAGGUUGCUCUCCUUGUCUUCGACGAAGCUCAUCAUUGCAUGAGACGUCAUCCAGCCAAUAAGAUUAUGCAAAAUCACUACCACCCAAUGCUUCAGCACGCGGGCCCUGCUGCAGUGCCCCAAAUCUUGGGACUAACUGCCAGUCCGAUCGUCCGGUCCAAUCCAAAAGAGCUUGAAUUGAUAGAAGCAAACUUGAACGCAGUUUGCAAGACGCCCAAAGCGCAUCGCUCCGAGUUGGUAGAGAAUACUCACCAUCCUCAACUCGAACGAAUUGAUUACAAUCCUUGCGCCGAAAAUGACGAAGGCCAGGGUAGUCGAUAUCUUCAAGCUCUUACCAAAUGCUGUCUUUCAUACAACAUCCAAGAGGAUCCAUACAUCGAGGCACUCCGUGAGGAAGGAAAAUCGAUUGAAUUAGAGAAAGUCCUGUUAUCUGGCAAGACAUACUGCAACGAGCAGCUGAACAAAUUCUUGGAAACUAGCCGCCACAUCUACGAGGAGUUGGGCGGCGCGGCUGUCGAUUACUACAUUGGGGCUUCAAUUGACCAGUUCCGAAGUUCAAUCAAUGAUGCUAGCGUAUUGAUUGGCUGCAGCCAACUUGAGAAGGUUUAUCUUUUAGAACUAUUGGACGAAAUGCCUCUCAGAGACAUGGGUAAUCUUGAAGGCAAUCAAUCGUCCCAGAAAUUGGAUAAGGUCGUUGACUUUUUGGUGAAAAUGGAUCAACCGGAUUUCUCCGGAUUGAUUUUUGUCCAGCGAAGAGCAACUGUCAGCGUUCUAGCUCGGAUGUUGUCGAUUAUCCCAGCAACACAAAAUCGCUUUCGGUGUGCUCCGUAUGUCGGGUGGUCUACAAACAGACAUCGCCAAGAAUCCCUUGGCGACUUACUUCACCGAGAUAUGCAGCGAGAAACUCUACUUGAAUUUAAGGCGGGACGAAAGAACCUGAUUGUUACAACUGAUGUCCUUGAAGAAGGAAUUGACAUGAGUUCCUGCAGCCUGGUCAUCUGUUUUGACAAGCCAGGCAACGUGAAGUCCUUUGUGCAGCGAAGAGGUCGUGCUCGCCACCAGAAAUCAACCUACGCCAUGAUGAUCUCAACCGAAGGCAUGGCGUUGGAUGUCUCAAAGUGGGUUCAAUUGGAACAAGCCAUAAUUCAAGCGUAUCAGGACGAUGAAAGGUUGCACAAGGAAGCUUUGGCGCUGGAGAGUAUUGAUGAGAUAGUCUCUGAGCGGCUUUUCGUCGAAAAAACACACGCUGUGAUGACUGCUAAUGAAGCAGUCCAGCAUUUACACCAUUUCUGCUCCGUCCUACCAGUAGAUGAAUACGUUGACAACCGUCCGCUAUUCUCAUUUGAAGAGAACAGUUCAGGUCUGAAGCAAGCAACGGUUAUUCUUCCAACCUCUGUUCACCCAACUGUGAGAAAAACCAAGGGAACCAAGUGGUGGCUUACAGAGCGUGCAGCUCGAAAGGAGGCGGCGUUUCAUGCUUAUCGAGCUUUGCAUGAGUAUGGACUGGUAAAUGACAACCUUUUGCCCUUGACCAGAAAGGCAGAGCUCAGAUUCACCGAUAAAGAGACUUUACCCUCUGUAGUCAAUGCUAUGGAGCAGUAUGACCCGUUCGUUGACAUUGCGCACGCGUGGACUUCAGGACAGGCUUACGAGACCCGCCUCAGAAUCUACCGUGACGGCCUUAUUGAUGAAGAUCUAGCAGUUUCUAUGAUACUGCCGAGCCUACUACCCAUGCCGACUCCCAUUAAUAUCUAUUGGGAGGUCGAUACGACUUUAUUGCUUUCGUUUGAUCGGCCAGUGCAAGUUGCGGACCCAUCAGCACAGACACUGGAUGAAAUGAGAAACACAACAGCGCUCUAUCUUCAAGCGCCAAGCUCACGAGAGCGAGGACCAGAGCGCGAUUUUGUCGUUCUCUUCGCUCCUAGCAUUCCUUGCCAACGUUUGCAGGAAUGGUUGAACUGCCAUGACGGAAGACAGCCAUCUUUGGAAAGUUAUCACAAGGGCGAAGAGCCUUCAAGCAUUCUUCGCGAUCACGGGAAAUUCACGGAGCCACGCACAUUCGUACGAUGGAUUAGCCCCGACCAGAUUACUAAGUCAACCCCGGUCGAAGUAGAAUGUCGGCCGCUCCCUCGACGUCGCAAUCUACUGCAGAUGCGAGCUGUCAAUAUAGAAGAUGGAGAUGCAGACUCAGUCAAAAAGCUGUACACAAUGCCGGCAUCCUCUAUUACAGUGGAUAAGCUUCCUCUGAGACAGGCAAUCUUUGGUCUUUUCAUCUCUGCCAUACUCGACCGUUUUCAGGCUUCAUUAGUAGCCCACCGAUUGAAUGACAGUAUUUUGAAAGGUGUAGGAAUCAAAGAUAUCAACCACGUUCUCACGGCAAUUAGCACGCCCAUUGCACAGGCCACUACCAACUACCAGCGUUACGAAUUCUUCGGUGACUCCGUGCUCAAAUUCACCGUCAGCUGUCAGCUCUUUUUCGACAACACCAAAUGGCACGAAGGAUAUCUCUCAGAAAGCCGAGACAAGCUCAUCCAAAACACCCGCCUCGCCCGUGCAGCCCUAGACACCGGAAUCGACAAUUUCAUUCUAACGGAUCGUUUCACGCCACGCAGAUGGGCUGCCCCAAUGAUCUCAACCAAACAAACCCAACCAACGAAGAAACGCCAGAUGUCAACAAAGGUCCUAGCAGACGUAAUCGAAGCGCUAAUCGGCGCAGCCUACAUGGACGGCGGAAUCCACAAAGCACAAGCCUGCCUACACAGAUUCCUCCCCGAAAUAACCAUGUUCACAAGCGAAAUCUCCCUCGACCUCGUCCCAGCCGGCAAAGGCGUUAGCAACCUAAUAAACCAGCACCACCUCACGAACCUGAUCGGCUACACAUUCAACCACCAAGCCCUCCUAACAGAAGCGCUAACCCACCCAUCCUGCGAAUACGACCUAAGCACACAAUCCUACCAACGCCUCGAGUUCCUCGGCGACGCAGUCCUCGACAUGGUCGUCAUGGCCGUGUUCCCGAACCACCCGGUAGAAAUGGACCAAGGCGCAAUGACGAUUCUCAAACACUCCGUGGUAAACGCGAACCUGCUCGCCUUCUUGUGCAUGGACCUAGCCGUUUCCGAGGAAUCAUCCUCCAUGCCACAGUUCUCGCCUGAUGGAAGGAGAUUAAGCAAUGCAACACUCAGCCACGACACAAUCCACCUCUGGCAGUUCCUUCGUUCCCACGGACCGAAUAUCAAGGAUGCGCGCGAAGCCUGCAUCCUGCGCUAUCAGUCUCUGCGAUAUCAGAUCCACCACGCGUUGAAUCAUGCCGCCGCGUACCCGUGGGAACUGUUCGCACGGCUGGCAGCUGAUAAGUUCUUCUCUGAUAUUAUCGAGUCUGUGCUUGGCGCGAUGUUCGUUGAUUCGGGUGGGAACCUGGAUGUUUGUUGCUCCUUUGUGGAGCGACUGGGUCUGUUGUCGUAUGUUCGACGUGUUAUUGCUGAUGGUGUCAAUGUUGUUCAUCCGCGGAAUAUUGCACAGACUAUGGUUAAGGGGGCGGGAACCUUGGUGUUCAAGAGGAGACGGGUUGAGACUAAGGGGAGGCCUGCUACGUAUCGGUGUGCGGCUAUUGUGAACAACAAUGAGAUUGCGCUUGUUGAGGGCUUUGCUACGGCUGAGGAGGCGGAGGUUAAGGUUGCUCUUGAUGUUAUUCAGUAUUUGGAGGUUCAUCCCUUGGUUAAAGCGGCAUAG